AUGAUUAAUGGUCCCGUGAUUGUUGAUAAGGAUAAUGAUGUGAAGAGAGCAGGAGGAGGAAAUGUAGACAGGAUUAGUGACUUACCUGAUUCAAUAUUAACUCACAUUCUGUCAUUCCUUCCUACAAAGGAAGCUGUUGGAACCUCUAUUUUAUCUACCAGGUGGAGAUAUCUUUUUGCUCUACUUUCUAAUCUCGACAGAGUCCUGUUUUUCCAUAACACGAGUGUCGAUAAAUUUCGUCUAAAAUGCGGGAAAACGGUUGAUUCUAGACGUGUUUGCGGUUGGAUAUCUGCUGCUCUUUGGCGUGGGGGUAUAAUUUUUCCGAAUCUAAAGACCCUUCAUCUCAGAUCAGUUGUAUUUUUUGGUGAUGAUUCAGUUGAAAGUCUUAUCUCCAGCUGCACUAGUCUUGAAGAUAUGGUCAUAGAGAAAUGCCACAUGUGGAAUAUAAGCAACUUUAAUAUCUCAUACCAUUUGCUCAGGAGAUUGACUAUACUUUACUCUGAAUUUAUUGUUUUCGACUUUUGGUUAAUAAUUGAUGCCCCAAAUCUAGCCUACUUUAAAUACAUCGACCAUGUAGUAGCGAGGUAUUCACUGGAGAAUCUGCAAACUCUUAUCAAAGCUGAUAUUGGUAUAUUCAAUAACAGUAAGCUUCUUUUAAGCUGUGAACCGCUUCCUGUUUUUGCUACCAUGAUGGAACUGAAGUUAGGUGAACUUUGGUCAAGUUUUAAAUGGGCUCAUUGGGAAACAAGACUUGAAACUUUACUGUCAAGUUCGCCUGAACUAGAACAACUUGACUUUGAUCAGGAAUUUCUCAGCUCUUUGCCUGAUAAAGGGAGCAUCCUUGCCCACCGUAUCAAUGGUGGGAAGCCAAGCACUGAUUAA
Gossypium raimondii (Peruvian cotton) is the source of this 882-nucleotide messenger RNA. RefSeq names its product F-box/LRR-repeat protein At4g14103-like. Lineage: Eukaryota; Viridiplantae; Streptophyta; Magnoliopsida; Malvales; Malvaceae. Bases 1 to 882 code for a protein of 293 amino acids. The record is from RefSeq and is a predicted model, not a curated record. The transcript has 5 exons. Gene Ontology annotation, molecular function: protein binding.